Messenger RNA from Chlorella variabilis, 897 nucleotides. RefSeq lists its product as hypothetical. Lineage: Eukaryota; Viridiplantae; Chlorophyta; Trebouxiophyceae; Chlorellales; Chlorellaceae. Gene Ontology annotation, molecular function: oxidoreductase activity; zinc ion binding. The record is from RefSeq and is a predicted model, not a curated record. The transcript has 8 exons. The coding region runs from base 1 to 897 and encodes 298 amino acids.
AUGUUGCCAACAGGCUUUGCGCCCAUCCCCGUCAAGCUGCCCAAAAUUCUGGGGGAGGACCUGGCGGGCGUGGUGGUGGAGGCACCAGAGGGCAGCAAGUUCAAGGAGGGCGACCGGGUGUUUGCGGGCACAGACCAGUUCUUCAAGUCGGGAGACCAGGGAGGCACCGACGGCGAGUUUGUGGCGGCGGACGAGCACACGGUGUGCCUCAUCCCAGAGGGGGUCAGCUUCCUGGAAGCUGCCGCGGUGCCGGUGGCGGGGCUGACCGCCUGGCAGGCGCUGGAGCGGGUGUUCCCCCUGGAGGGCAAGCGCGUGCUCAUCCACGGCGGCGCCGGCGGCGUGGGCGGCUUUGCCAUACAGAUCGCCAAGGCACACGGCGCGCACGUCACCACCACCUGCUCCAGCGCCAAGGUGGAUUAUGUGAGCAAGAAGCUGGGGGCGGACGUGGUGAUCGAUUACACAAAGGGCCCCUGGGAGGCGGCUGCGCGGGAGUCGCUGGGCGGGGAGCGGUACGACUUCGUCCUGGACACCAUCGGCGGCAGCUACGAGGCAGCCAGCCUGCGCCUGGUCAAGCGCGGCGGCCAGCUGGCGGGCGUGGGCGCCACCGGCCCCGACGUGGCCCGCGUCUCCCUGCUGGGCAUGGCCGCGCUGCUGUUCAACGCGGGCUGGCGCACGCUGAUGGGGCGCCUGGGGCUGGCGCCCAAGUACCACUUCGUCAUGACUGAAAGCAAGGCAUCUAGAGGACUGGAGCAGAUUGCGGAGCUGAUGAGGGAGGGCAAGUUCAAGGUGCACCUGGACCGGGUGUUCCCGCUGGAGGAGCUGGCCCAGGCGCACGAGUAUUUGGAGCAGGGGCGGGCGCGCGGCAAGGUGGGCAUCCUCAUAAAGGCCAUGGACUGA